AUGAAUGUGGCUCUGAGCAGCAGUCUAUACAAGAGUGCAUCACCUUAUGGCUCUCUUAAUAACAUUGUGGAUGGGUUAAGCUCCCUCACUGAGCAUUUCUCUGACCUAUCCCUUUCUUCAGAAGCCAGAAAACCCAGCAAGAGACCACCUCCUAACUACCUGUGCCACCUAUGCUUUAACAAGGGACACUACAUCAAAGACUGCCCACAGGCUCGUCCAAAAGGAGAAGGCCUGACACCAUACCAGGGCAAGAAACGCUGCUUUGGUGAAUAUAAGUGCCCCAAAUGCAAGAGAAAAUGGAUGAGUGGAAACUCCUGGGCUAACAUGGGACAAGAAUGUAUCAAGUGCCACAUUAACGUUUAUCCUCACAAACAGAGACCCCUGGAAAAGCCGGACGGCCUGGAUGUUUCAGAUCAGAGCAAAGAACAUCCCCAGCACCUGUGCGAGAAGUGCAAAGUUUUGGGCUACUACUGCCGCCGUGUGCAAUAAACCUUCGAAGUGGCCUCUUCCCAUCCCCAUCAUCCUUAAAGAUCCUCUGGCAGCAUGCGAUCAACAGCAACACAACAAAUCAAGAUAAAAGCUAAAAUAAUUGCCAAUAUUGCCUAUCUAAUAAUAUGCCUUACCAUUAAUAGAAUGUAACAUUUCUCCUGUGCAUGUGCACACAUGCAACAGGUAUUUACAGGACUAUGAUUUGUAUACAUACAUAUAUAUGUAAAUUUAUAUAUAUAUGUACACACACAUAUAUAAAGCGUUACUGAUAGUGUUCACAACAGAACCACAGUUGCAGGUUCUGCUGAUUGUUUACACAGACCUUGUAUCAUGGCCAGGUGAAAUGAAGUACUAUUCAAUAGGCAAGGUAUAAUAUUCACAAGGACUAUAUGUUAUAUGCAUGGCUUUUGCAGAGGUUAAAUAACUGUGGGGCCACUAAUUGCAAGCACUCGCCCACAACAUGAACGUUAUUCCUAUUAUAUGACAAGACAAAGGAAGGUGAAACAAGCCACAGCAUAAAAGAAAGAAAA
Messenger RNA from Cariama cristata (Red-legged seriema), 1019 nucleotides. It is a transcript of the gene ZCCHC24, whose product is annotated as zinc finger, CCHC domain containing 24. The coding region runs from base 1 to 489 and encodes 162 amino acids. Gene Ontology annotation, molecular function: zinc ion binding; nucleic acid binding. NCBI's taxonomy places the organism in Eukaryota, Metazoa, Chordata, Aves, Cariamiformes, Cariamidae. The transcript has 4 exons. The record is from RefSeq and is a predicted model, not a curated record.